AAAUGACAUAAAGAAAAAUACGGAAAUCAGAAAUGGCUGCGAUGGGUAGUGGACGAGGGACGAUGGAUUCCCAAAAUCAAGUGCAAAGUGAUGCUAUAGAUCGUUUAAAAUUGCUGUAUCCCAAUGUGAACGAAGAUGAAACACCACUGCCAAGGUCAUGGAGUACUAAGGACAAAUUCAGCUACAUCGGAUUGUCGCAAAAUAAUCUCAGAGUGCACUACAAAGGUGGCCUGCAGGGCGCGGGUAGGCGACCGCACCUGUCCUACCUCCACUUACGUCUCUGGAUGUAUCGACAUGGCAAGACUCACAAGGACGCGGCCAGUGUACGAGCCACGCACCCCAUCCCCGCGGCCUGCGGGCUCUACUAUUUUGAAGUGAGGAUCGUGUCGAAGGGCCGCGAUGGAUACAUGGGCAUCGGACUGUCGGCGCACGGUGUCAACAUGAACCGCCUGCCGGGAUGGGACAAGCACUCGUACGGCUACCAUGGCGACGACGGGCACUCGUUCUGCUCGUCGGGCACCGGCCAGCCCUACGGACCCACCUUCACCACGGGUGACGUCAUCGGCUGCGGUGUCAACCUCGUCGACAACACCUGCUUCUACACCAAGAACGGACAUCAUCUCGGUAUCGCGUUCAGAGGACUGCCGCCCAAUCUCUACCCGACAGUGGGCCUGCAGACUCCCGGCGAGGUUGUCGACGCGAACUUCGGCGAUCAGCCCUUCGUAUUCGACAUUGAGGAUAUGCUGCGAGAGCUGCGCGCCCGGACCAGGGUCACCAUCGACGAGUUCCCGCUGCCGGAGGGACAGGGGCAAUGGCAGCAGGUGUUACACAGGAUGGUAUCGACGUACCUGGUGCACCACGGCUACUGCAGCACUGCGCAGGCGUUCUCGCGCGCCACCGGACAGACCAUCGACGAAGACAUCGCCUCUAUUAAGAAUAGACAGCGUAUAUCCAGCUUAGUGAUGUGUGGACGGAUCGGUGAGGCGAUAGAGAGCACACGGCGAGCCUGGCCCGCGCUGUUGGAGCGGGACCCUGAGCUGCUGUUCCUGCUCAAGUGUCGCCAGUUCGUGGAGAUGGUGAACGGAGCCGACUCCGAGGUCACGCAGGCGUGCAGCGCGGCGUGCAGCAACGGCGUGGCCACGUCCGUCAUCUCGCACACGUCGCAGCCGGCCGCCCCGCUCGCACCGCACGCCGCGCACAACGGACUGCCGCACACCAACGGUGUGACCGACAUAUCGGACGCGGACGACAGACAGAGCUGCGACGUGGACAUGACGCCCUCGCCUGCGCACACGGCCACACCUACCCCCACUAACGGAGCACACCUCGGUCUGCCGGUCAAGGGCAUCCCCGGGGUGACAUGCUGCGUGUCGGCGCUGCUGCCCCGCGCGCUCGAGGGGGACAGCUGUCGCGCGUCCGUGGAGAAGAUGCUGGCGUUCGGGCGCGAGCUGUACGCCAUGAGCCAGAAGCUGACGCAGCAGCACUACCACAAGUCCAUGCUGGAGGACGCGUUCAGCCUGCUGGCGUACAGCAACCCGUGGUCGAGCCCCGUGGGCUGGCAACUGGCGCCGGUGCGGCGCGAGGCGGUCUGCGAGGCGCUCAACGCAGCCAUCCUGGAGUUCCAGGGCAUGCCGUGGAUCUCCCCGGUGGAGGCGUGCGCGGCCCACUCCCGCGACCUGCUCAAGCGCAUGGCGCGCGCCUCCCUCGGCGCCUGCGCCUUCGCCGACCUGCCCGCGCUGCUGCGCCGCUGACGGCCGCGCCACAAGCCCCGCCCCCUGCAAUGAUUUGAUUACUAUAUACAGUGUUUAAUACUUCGCACGGAACUAUUUCAUGUCUUACGUUUGGUUGUUAGUAGUGUUUAUUAGCCGUUUUGGGUGCGUCAUCGACUUGGUAGCCAUUGGGGAGACGCGGGGCGGCGACAGUGCGGUGCAGGUGUGUGGACCUUGUGAUUAUAUAAUUAUAGCGACGUAGCGUAGCGGGCGACACGGACUGACGCCGACACCGGCGUGUUUCUUAGCUGUACCGACAUAGACUAUAUACUUUAUAUAAUAUAAUAGAUAGUGAUUGUUAGAGUAAUGGCGGGGAGUAAUAUGAUCGAGGACAGAGCGGUCCUGCCGCUGUGUGUUGUGCUUCACGACUCACUGUGAUCAUGUAUAUAUUAUGUUAUGUCGACACCCCCUAUAUAUUGAUUGUUCUUAGGUAUACUGAUAAAUCAUUGGAUCUACCGACGGGACUUGCUAAAUGUAAGGACUCAUACAAAAGGCACUAUUCUUAUACCAUUAAAAUUUGGUACUUGCUUGGUACCAAGAGAAUGGUGCUAAAACUUCGAAAAUCAUUGAACUUUACCAUUGAGAAUUGGUAAGUCAUAGAUUCAUUGAACAAUCUUAGGAUUUACCAAAGUUUGGGUUUUACCGUAACAAUGGAUACAUCACUAGAUGUCCGAAUAUAUAACUGAGUGAUAUUUAUUACUCACGAUAUUGUGUUCGAGAUAUGUAAUUAUUCAAUAUGGAUGCGACAACAUACGACUCAAUGUAACUUUUUUACGUCGUAAUUGUGUCGCCGCUUGUAAUUGGAAACAAUUUGAAUUAUUAAAAUAAUAAUUUCGUGGCGUUUUGAUAUAUUAUGUAUUAUGUUAUGAGUGAAAAGGGUUCAUUCUAGCUUUUUGUCGCCCUUUGUACAAAAUAUUGAUUUAAGCUAAUCAAUUUUUAGUAAUGGUACCGUUUCCGAUCUAGAUUAAACUAUUGUUCUGUAUUAGAUAAUCAAAUAUAAUAAUCCAUACUUACCGUCGACUUGACCGGGAAAAGUUGUGAAACAUAAUGUGUUUCUUUGUAUGAAGUCUUAGAACGCCACGGACUCGGUAUUGGGGGCUCAUAUCGUUUGCUUACAUACUGUAGAUACAGAUAAACAUGCUCACACAAAUUAUUAGCAUCAUAAUCAUUGUAUUACGUCGCCGUGAUGAAAGAUUUUGAAUUCAUGUUCCACAAAAUUACUCUUAUUAUUAUUUCGGCAAUAAAAUAACGCUCUAACUCGUAUCAAUGUUUUUAUCAGUCUGCAUUGAAUUACGCGCAAAAACUGUCGAAGUUAAGUCCAACAACAGCCCAAUAAAAACCACCCGUUACCAGCCAAAAACUCCAACGUGACGUUAUUCACGUUUCAGUUAAGUUGUCAAAAUGCCGUAUUUUAUACUUUUAUUUUAUUGAAUAUCUUUAUACUAUAUCAAAACGGGGUCGUUUUUAGAAUCCUAACAUGUUGUGUUUUUUAAUUAAAACCAUUUAUUCUUUGAUUUUCAAUACUGUCAUCGUGACCAUUUAUUUCGUAUGAUCUUGCGAUACUAGCGCCACUCUGGAGGAAUUUGGAACUGUUACUUAAAUUUGACACUUGCUACUGACAACUGUGUCCCAUGAGAUUUUUUAAAUUUCUCUAACCUCGAUAUGGACAAAUAGCUAACAAUGGUGCCUUUUAAUGUGAACCUUCAUUUACUUUAGUUUACAAGUUAAAUACUCGUACUAAUAUAUCUUUGGACUUGAGAUUGAAUAUUAUAUUUAUGUCGUUUUGAUAAAUGUUGAGUUUUUUAAGAAAUUGUUUUGAGGGACAAAAUUAUUUUUUGGUAUAACAAAUUAAUGUUUUGAUAUAAGAUUUACUGAUCACACACAUUUACACUCUAAAGCAGAAAGCGGAAAAUUGUUCAAACUCAUAAUGUUAAUCGUAUUGUAAGUAAAUGAUAUGAACCGAUCUGAUCCUGUAUAAAGAUGUAUAUGUAUAGUGAGAGCGAGACAGAGGUGGGCGGGGCGCCGGGUGCGAGCGAGACGGACUGACGUUACGUCACAAAGCUACCUAUAUGUGUUGUGUUGGCAGUGCUAUAGUGCGGUGUGACUCUGUCCCGCUCGGAGCCGAGGCCGCGCGGUCUCCGGUGUAAAGAUCAACAAUAUUGUUCGUAUAUUGUAUUGUUUUCUUUUUUAAUAAUAUAUUGUGUUUAAGCCGUG
Molecule: messenger RNA, 3983 nt
Organism: Leptidea sinapis
Lineage: Eukaryota; Metazoa; Arthropoda; Insecta; Lepidoptera; Pieridae
Gene: RanBPM
Product: ran-binding protein 10
Exons: 13
Coding region: 33-1751 (572 amino acids)
Biological process (GO): cell surface receptor signaling pathway; cytoskeleton organization
Cellular component (GO): cytoplasm
Molecular function (GO): protein binding
Source: RefSeq, a predicted model, not a curated record